AUGCCGGCCUCCGUUCACUCCGAGGAGGCUCACGAGAAUGACCAGUCCAUGAUGGAUGCCGAGGCCGAGGAGCCUAUCAACCCUAUCUUGCUGGAUGAGAAGCGUAUUAUUGUGUUGCCCGGCUCCUCCGACACUGCUGCGUCCUUCCAAUUUGAUGGUGAAGGUCACACCAUGGGCAAUGCGUUGCGGUAUGCCAUCAUGAAGAACCCUGCGGUCGAGUUCUGCGGUUACACCAUCCCUCACCCCUCUGACGCCAAAAUGCACGUUCGCAUUCAGACCAACGAUACCACAACCGCUCUCGAAGCGCUGGAGAAAGGAUUCAACGACUUGAUGGACCUGUGUGACGUCGUUACAGAGAAAUUCACCGCCGCGCGGGACCAGUUCAAGGAGGACUCUGUCAACCGGAUGGAGGGGUAG
Messenger RNA from Penicillium oxalicum, 417 nucleotides. Its product is annotated as DNA-directed RNA polymerase core subunit RPC19. Gene Ontology annotation, biological process: DNA-templated transcription. Gene Ontology annotation, molecular function: DNA binding; DNA-directed RNA polymerase activity; protein dimerization activity. The record is from RefSeq and is a predicted model, not a curated record. Gene Ontology annotation, cellular component: RNA polymerase I complex; RNA polymerase III complex. Lineage: Eukaryota; Fungi; Ascomycota; Eurotiomycetes; Eurotiales; Aspergillaceae. The coding region runs from base 1 to 417 and encodes 138 amino acids. The transcript has 4 exons.